Messenger RNA from Verticillium alfalfae VaMs.102, 2100 nucleotides. RefSeq lists its product as hypothetical. The record is from RefSeq and is a predicted model, not a curated record. The transcript is spliced from 4 exons. Bases 1 to 2100 code for a protein of 699 amino acids. NCBI's taxonomy places the organism in Eukaryota, Fungi, Ascomycota, Sordariomycetes, Glomerellales, Plectosphaerellaceae.
AUGUUCAAAGGCCACGAACGUCAGCGCGAGGCCGGCGUUUUGCCUGAGCAGCAGGCUCUGAACUCACAGCCUGCCAGUGAGCAGAAUGCCACCAUUUCCAGUUGUGAGGAUCCAGCUCUCGCGCCAGGAGGAGAAUCUGUUCGGGUCCUGAAUCAGGAUCCCGCGAUGGAACCAAGUAUGGACGAUGCGACUCGUACCGGAACGGGCGACCAGUCGUCUUUAGGCACACGCCGUCCCCAGCAGCCUCGCGCCAUGAUUUCCGACGAUGGGCCUGAGCAUGUUGAUGCCCACGCCAACGAUGCUCCCACCGUGAGCCACGAACUUGCAGACCAAGCCGCCAACAGACCCCUUGAAGAGAAAGGAUACGCCGAGAUCAAUCAUGGAGAGGUCGAAGUGAAGAAUCUUGGCUGGAACACGGAAAACACAAACAACGUCCCUAGUCCUCUAGUCGGUGGCCUGUCAAAUGAAGAGCUCUGGGUUCUGGUCCGCCGCUUUGACAAACAGCUGUUUCACGUCAAGGCUAUCCCAGAGGCACCGUUGGCUGAGUUGGAUCUGAAUAUUGCCGACGAGGAGGAAUUUUCUCCCGAUAAGUUGCGCUCUCACAUUGAACGACUGUACAUGACGGUACUCGUUGGCCUUUUUGCUUUCUGGAAACAGAUCGUUCGCCUGCGAUCGUGGCGCGAGUACCGGCGCACAUCUGCCUUCCUGGUCGUCUACGUUGUCGCCUGGCUCUUCAAUAUCCUUCUUCCAACAGUCCUUAUCUUCCUGGGUACUCUAAUUCUUUACACACCAGCGAGGAGCUUCUGCUUCCCACCGGCACCUCCAUCCCUCAUCGACAGUUCUACUGGUGGCGUCAAGACGCCGUCGGCAGGCCUACUCGCCUCCGACGACUCCGUCACCGGUGCCCCUCAGCAGUUCCAAGGCGAGGCGGUUGAGAAAGAAGCUCACAGCUUCGUCACUAGCAUCUCCUCGCUCGUCGUUUCCACGGCAGCGGGGAAGCAACCUCAAGGCGAUCCUCCCCAAAACUCCUCCAUGGACGCGAACCUCGAAGCUGCCCCGGACCCGGCUGACGUUGCUGAAGAUAUCGUUGACGCCAAGGAUAAGACAGGCGGCGAAAAGCCGGGCACUCACGACAAGACGAAGAAACCUGUAACCCGCAACGUCUGGGACAAGGCGAGACCUGUGAUGCAUGGUAUUGCCGAUUUCGUCGAUACAUACGAGAGAUUCGGCAACGCGCUUAGUCCUACAGCGCCAUUCCACACACACAGGCCGCGUCUGAUUCUCGCCAGCGUCUUGUUGCCCCUUUUCUUUGCCUCUUUGCUCGUGACUCCUCACAUGGCGGCGAAGGGCUUCGGCUUUAUCGUUGGCUUCAGCUUCUUCGGGGACCCGGUCAUCCAGCGUGGCAUUGCUUUUGUCGAAAGAAAGGUGCCAGAUUGGCAGAAGUACAUUGAAUUGCGCAACACACUUCUCAAGGGCAUCCCCACGAACGCUCAGCUUACCAUCACCCUCCUCCGUAUCGACCAAGAAGAGAUCGACGAAGCCGUGCAGCCCGACGAGGAGCUCCUUGCGCCUGCCGAGUCAGAGACGCCCGAAAAGAAGCAAAAGAAAGGGCACCGCAUCGUCAACUUCAUCAAGUCAACAGCCAAGGGCGGCAUCAACACAACCCUCACUGCUAAUAAGGUCAAGGCAAAAGUUGGCAGUCACCACGCCAAGGACAGGCUCGGCGUCGUAAAAAAGGUUGAUCAGCCUGAUCCGGCCAAAGGACCCGUGCGCUUCCCAGCACGCUAUGGUGGAAAGCGCGGUCACGCAUACAUCACAGCUACGGCAACGACGCCUGCUCUGAGCUGGACGUCAGAGAAGGAAGAUGCGCAUCCGAAGUGGAGCGUGACAGUCGGAGAGAUUGCGGAAAUUCAGAAGCUUGGCGGUCUGGGCUGGAAGUCUAAGAUUGUGGUUGGAUGGGCGACCAACCGUGAAGUUGCAGACUCACUUCUCAUUAAGGAUGACAUUGGCAACGAGUAUCAUCUUACUGCCAUUGAGACCAGAGAUGAACUAUUUAAUAGGCUUGUUGCUAUGGGAUCGCAGAUGUGGGAGGCUUGGUAA